CACGUCACGGCGACUUUGCCGGGCUCGAGUGACUGAAGCAAUGGCGGCAGCAGAAGGGCCUAUAAGCAAGAGGCACAUCGUCAGUGACGAUGCCUCUUCGAGGACGGCAUUCGCUCUGGUCUCCUCUGUUGCGCCGCUUUACUUCCUCAUCACCUUGAAGCAGCGACUGUCACUGGACAAUCUCCAUCUUGGCCUUGUCGAAGUCGUCUUACUGCUCGUGCUCCGCUUCGUGAUCAACCUCAACCCGGUCAACGCGGUCAGGCGAGCAGAAUCGGUGGCCGGUGUCGUCAGCCAAGCCGAUCAGGAUGAGUAUGACCGCUCCUCUGUCGUACCCAAAGCACGACGGCUCAAGCGGAAGCCCAAAUCGAGGAAAUCGGCCAAGUCAAAGGGAGAGCAUCCCGUGUAUACCGACGCCGUGAUCGACAAGUGCUUGUACAGCAUGCUUGCUAUUGUCGACCCCAAGCCGCUAGGCGAGCUCAAGGAGCCGAAAGACGACACGCCUGCGCCCAUACCACUCGAUCAAUGGGCGCUCGUGCACGACUCGGAACGCACAAAAGUGAUGAAGCAUCCUUCCAUGCCUCAGCUCUAUGCGAUCUCGUCUACUUUCCCAGAGCUCGAGGUCAGGAAGCUCUGGGAAGUCCUCAUCGAUGCCGGCAAUAGAGUCACUUGGGAUGGCCUCUGCGAAAAGGCAGAGACCGUAGAGGAGCUUGGACCGCGCGGUGUCAAAGCAGACGGCAAACGUCAGGGCAGCAUCGCCUAUCUCGCCAUGAAGGGCAUGUUUCCCGUCAAAGCAAAGGACAUGUGCCUGCUCUCCAUCAUCACCCGCUUACCGCCGACAGCCUCGACCGUGCCAGACUCUUCUGACAAGCCUAUACUACGCUUAAUGUGCGCAACUACCUCGGUCGAGCACAAGGACCGCCCAGAGCAAUCUGGCUACAACCGCAUGAAACUUGCCAUCUCUGGCUUCGUCGCAGAGGAGGAUGGCCAUGGUGGCUCGCGACUCAUUCAGAUCACAGACCUCAGCGGUCUCGGCAGCUGGGUACCGGACAAGAUCAUCCAACUCGUCACAAAGAACAUUAUACCCAAAAGUCUUGCCAAGGUGGGCAAGCUCGCCGAGACGUACGAGCCAAAGAAGGAGCGUGCAGCCCUGCAAGGCGAUGAUUGGCUUCCGCCUUUGCUUGGAUCAUGGGAUGAUCCCGCGCUUGCGAAAGAGGCACAAGGGGCAGAUGCGGGAGAGAUCGAGGCAGAUGACAGCGAAGGCGAGGAGGGGGAAGAGGAAGAAGAGGAUGACGAUGACGAGGAGCUUGCAAACAUGCCUGCCUCUGAAGCCCGCUCACUCAGAGAGCUUGUGGUGCAGCUCCGGACGGUCACCUCCCGGCUAUCAUCACUCGAGAGCGGCACGAAGAAUGAACAGUCUGGCUGGCUACAGCGCAUCAUGCCAUCCAAUGCUGCAGUCCAUCAGUCAACCGGCUUGGCAGGCGUGCUCAGUUCGUCCGUCUUUGGCGGCGCAGUCGGCGCAGCGACCGUUUUUGCACUCUUUAUGCGCAUGACACGCAGGCGACAAUAAUUUGCACUUGUUCUCGAUUGUACAACUAGAUCCGAUGUAGACCGCCUUGCUUGCACAUCGAGCCUUCAUGAAUCUUGUCGGACUGCAUGAGGACUGCGCAUCUCUUGCCGCCGCUCCUUGAAGCUGCUCACAUGCAGCAGCGUAGCAAGCUCG
Mixia osmundae IAM 14324 is the source of this 1720-nucleotide messenger RNA. RefSeq lists its product as uncharacterized. The transcript is spliced from 5 exons. Gene Ontology annotation, molecular function: lipid binding. The coding region runs from base 41 to 1567 and encodes 508 amino acids. Lineage: Eukaryota; Fungi; Basidiomycota; Mixiomycetes; Mixiales; Mixiaceae. The record is from RefSeq and is a predicted model, not a curated record.